Aspergillus pseudotamarii is the source of this 864-nucleotide messenger RNA. Its product is annotated as HPP family protein. The transcript has 2 exons. The coding region runs from base 1 to 864 and encodes 287 amino acids. The record is from RefSeq and is a predicted model, not a curated record. Lineage: Eukaryota; Fungi; Ascomycota; Eurotiomycetes; Eurotiales; Aspergillaceae.
AUGUUAAGGAACGUGGAUUUUUCCCGCUGGCAUGUGGAUAUCGACAGAUACCUGAAUCCGUUGGUUCCACGUCCGCCAUGGCGCUGGCUACCUCGUCCCAUCUCUCACUUCCUGGGAUAUAGAGGGGACAAACCUCCAAAGAAUUUGGGUAACCUCGUGCUCGCCUUCUGGUCCUUGAUCGGCGUCUUCUGUGGUGUAUUAGUUGUCGCCGAAGUAUCCUUGCAUGUCCCCUCUUUCCAGCACCACCAUGCGCCAAUUAUUGUGGCUAGUUUUGGUGCCGCAGCUGUGCUGGAGUUCAGCGCUAUUGAGUCACCCUUUGCACAACCGCGCAAUGCCGUCCUGAGCCAGGUCAUGGCGAGCGCUAUUGGUAUCGGGAUCGGAAGGCUUUUCGCCUUAAAUCCCCAUGCUAAUUCACUACCUCAGGUUGGGGGAGCUCUGGCCUGUGCAAUCACCACCGCCGCAAUGGUUCUGACGAAGACUGUCCACCCGCCUGCUGGCGCAACAGCUCUCCUCGCUGUCACCGAAGGGUACGAAAUUGGCUGGUUUCUGGUCCUGAUUAUGUUUCUUGGGUGUAUCAUGAUGCAAGCGGUGGCGCUGGUGAUCAAUAACAUUCAACGACGGUUUCCGGUGUAUUGGUGGACCCCCGAUCCUCUGCCACGUCCCAAAGUUGUGGUUGAGGACAUUGAAAGUGCCCGAGAAGGCAAGCAAGAGAGCUUGACCCCUACUGCAUCAGAUGAUGACACUGAAGCUACCGUUCCAGCACGGAUUGUUAUUGAGGAAGGGAGGGUUUCCAUCCCGGAUAAUGUUUGGAUAACGGCAGAGGAAAAGGAGUUUUUGGAAAAAAUCAGCCAGCGCAUACGUUAA